AGAGGGGGGAGGGAGGAGAAAGAGAGGAGGAGAGAGGGAGAGGAGAAAAGGAGAUUGAUCAUUUAAACGUCCUGGGCCUAUAGUAUUCCUCUGGACCGAAAAAAAAAAAAAAAAAAAAAAAAAAAAACUCUACAUCUUAUUUCUUCUGCAUCCAAAGCUGCAUUGUUUUUUUCACCUUUCACGGAGGUUUGAAGGUUCUUUUCUUUCUUUUUUUUCCUUUCUUUUUUUUUUUCCUCUUUUCUUUUAUUUUGGGUUAUUCCCACCCAGGAGACGUGCCACCACCACCACCACCACCAGCAGUAGCAGCAGCAGCAGUAACAGCAGUAGCAGCAGCAGCAGCAGCAGCAGCAGCAGAGGAAUAUCUCCAAAUAUCCCAUCCCGGGCACGUCGGAUAAGCCGCAGCAGCGAAAAACACGAGGCGAAUAUUGCGGUGGACGCGCACAGGAACAUGGUCCGUGGGAUUUCACUCCACACACCCUGGCUGGGAGCCGGUUUAGGCUUGUUAUGGUGGUGACCGGAAGGAAAGAGUGACAGAGGAACAGUGAUGCUACUGUUUACAUAACGAGAGAUCCACACAUCCACACACACACUCACACACACAUGCUCAAUCGACACACACACACUUUUGCCUAAACACUUACACACAUACAUACAGAUACGUAUUCAAGGGACUCACUGACUGAGUCACAACACACUCAGAGGCACAGAAGCACUGACUCACACACAGGAGCAAGCACACAUACACAGACUAAUACACAAAGGGGAAAGGUUGUUUGCAAGGGCCAGGACUGUUGGUUGUGUGUUUGCUAUGGGCCAGGCUGAGCAAGAGUCGAGUGGGAGUGUCGGACACCUCUGAGGGGUCAACACCGUCAUAACCCUUACCCUCCCUUCGGUCCUGUCCGUUUUCCUUUCCCUCUUAAAGCCACCCCGAAAAACACAUCAUCAUGUCCAAGCUAAAGAAAAUGAUCCUCCCCUUGCGAUCUAUCCCGUCCUUUUUGCUCUCCUUUUGUCUUUCAAGCUUUUCGUCCCCUUUUGCUUUUCUAUCCCUACUCCACUCGCUCUGCAUCGUCCUUUCUUUCUAUCCGGCCCCUUCCUACGCACAACAGACUGUGCCUGUCAUUUCCACGGCACAGGGGCGCAUCCGUGGGAUCCUGACCCCACUACCCUCUGACCUCCUGGGGCCUGUCAUCCAGUACCUGGGUGUACCCUACGCCAGGCCUCCUACGGGGGACCGCCGCUUUCAGGCGCCCGAGCCACCUUUACCUUGGCCAGGAAUCCGAAAUGUGACGCAGUUCGCUCCAGUGUGUCCACAGUCGCUAGAUGAGAGGAGCAUGCUGGGAGAUAUGAUGCCGUCUUGGCUUACGGCUAACCUGGAUAUAGCAGCGACUUACCUCACUCACCAGAGCGAGGAUUGUCUCUACCUCAAUAUCUACGUGCCCACUGAGGAAGACAUCCAUGAGGAGGGGGGUCAGCGGCCGGUGAUGGUCUAUGUCCACGGUGGCUCAUAUACAGAAGGCACUGGAAACAUGAUGGAUGGCAGUGUCCUGGCAAGUUAUGGCAAUGUCAUUGUCAUAACCCUCAACUAUCGCUUAGGAGUAUUGGGGUUCCUUAGUACGGGGGACCAGGCAGCUAAAGGGAACUAUGGUUUGUUGGAUCAGAUCCAGGCUUUGCGCUGGGUGAAGGAGAACAUUGCAGCUUUCGGAGGAGAUCCAAACAGGGUCACUGUGUUCGGAUCUGGGGCUGGAGCUUCUUGUGUCAGCCUGCUCACCUUGUCUCACUACUCUGAGGACCUGUUUCACCGGGCCAUCAUUCAGAGUGGGAGCGCUUUAGCCAGUUGGGCUGUCAACUACCAGCCUAGCAAGUACGCUCGACAACUCGGUGAGCGAGUGGGAUGUGGGAUAGACGACAGCACCCAACUGGUUGCCUGCCUCCAGGGCCGAAGUUACCGUGAACUCGUGGAGCAGAACAUAACUCCAGCGAAAUAUCAUACAGCCUUUGCCCCGGUGAUUGAUGGUGAUGUUAUACCUGAUGACCCCCAGAUUCUGAUGGAGCAGGGAGAGUUUUUGAACUACGACGUGAUGCUGGGGGUUAAUCAGGGCGAGGGGGUGAAGUUUGUGGAAGGCAUUGUGGAUUCCGAGGAUGGCGUCACUGCUGAGGACUUUGACUUUGCUGUUUCAGACUUUGUGGAUAGUUUGUAUGGAUACCCAGAAGGCCGAGAUACACUAAGAGAGAGCAUAAGGUUCAUGUACACAGACUGGGCUGACCGGGACAACGCAGAAACACGGCGGAAAACUUUGGUAGCACUGUUCACAGAUCACCAAUGGGUGGCGCCAGCAAUUGCCACUGCUGAUCUCCAUGCUCAGUAUGGAUCGCCCACCUACUUCUAUUCCUUUUACCACCACUGCCAGAGUGACGCCACACCACCGUGGGCUGACUCUGCACAUGGGGACGAGGUGCCUUAUGUGUUUGGCGUGCCCAUGGUGGGACCCACUGAUCUGUUCAACUGUAACUUCUCCAAGAACGACGUGAUGCUGAGUGCAGUCGUCAUGACUUACUGGACCAACUUUGCAAAGACUGGUGAUCCAAACCAGCCAGUUCCUCAAGAUACAAAGUUCAUCCACACCAAACCCAACCGCUUUGAGGAAGUGGCCUGGUCGAAGUACACGCCUAAAGAGCAGCUUUAUCUCCACAUUGGCCUGAAGCCCCGUGUCAGAGACCACUACCGCGCCACCAAAAUCUCCUUCUGGCUCCAGCUGGUCCCUCACUUGCAUCAUGUAAAUGAACUGCUCCAGUCUGUGUCCUUCACGCAUAGUCCGUCUCCGCAGGACGACACCCCGUACUCAUACACCAAACGUUUAUCUAAGACCUGGCACCCGAGCAGCACCCGUCACCCUGGUUCACAAGCAGGGACCCCGCAGCCGCCGGAGUCUGCGGGCCAAGGGGGUGGCGGCGAAACCGGGGUUCGCGUCCCUAAUGAGGACUACUCUACAGAGCUGUCUGUGACCAUUGCAGUGGGAGCUUCACUGUUGUUUCUGAACAUCCUUGCUUUCGCCGCUUUGCUGUACAAGAAAGAUAAAAGGCGUCUGGAGCACCGUAGGCCACGUCCGCUUCCGCCCCCGAGACGAGACAUCACGCCUGCAGAUGUAGCCGCCCACCUGCAGGGUGAAGGUCUGAUGUCAUUACAGGUGAAGCAGCUGGACUGUGAUGCAGCCUCAGCGGAUGAAAGGAAUAACACCCACCACCAUCACACUCUGGACACGUUGGACGCCCUGGACGGCUUGGAUACCCAGGACAUCUACAGCACACUGGAUACCGUGCGUCUCACCUGCCCGCCUGAUUACACCCUCACCUUACGCCGCUCGCCUGACGACGUCCCCCUCAUGACCUCUCUGACCCCAGGAUCACUGCCGGUGACCCCCGGGUCACACCCUGUUACCCCUGCAACACCAAUGACCCCCAUGACACCCGGAUCAGUGGUGGGGAUGAGGAUGGGGCAUCCUCACCAGGGCUAUACACAUCAUAGCCCGUAUAGUAACACACACUUGCCACACACACACAUUUCUACACACACACACUCCACUACACGUGUAUAACCACAGCAAGAUACUCACAACACACAUUCACAUAUAAACACACCUACACAGACAUACACACUUAAAACAAAAGACUUAAAUACCUCUACUAAUUACCCUGCAGGAUUGUUACAGAUGGAGUGACAGAGAGACGUUAUCAGUAACAGGAUGAAAAGACAGACAGCUGUGUGUUGCAUGUUGGGAAACUGAAAACAAAGCGGAUCCCGGGAGAUGCAGUUCUAUGCAUCAUUCACACAUAAAAUGGAAAAAAAGACAAGCCAAGACAUUUAUCAACUGUCUGAAAACCUGCUUUGGAUAUUGACUCUUCUGCUUUUUCUACACCAGAGGAAGAGGAGCGCGGUAGCAAACGGGUCAGUUAUGGAUCAGUUUACUUUUCCUACUGUACCUGAGCUGCACAGAGGAGCAGUGCUGGGACCGAGCAGAACAGAGCAGAUGCAGAAACUGAACUAAGAAGUACCACACACAGACUGCUGAUGUCAACUUGAACAACCUGUGAAAUGUGAAUGUAGCAUUUUUUCAUUAAAAGAUCAAAGGCCCAAUCUGCCAAGGAUCAAAAUAAGCUGCGGAGAAAAAUAACACAUUUCAGCGAGAGAUGGAUGUAAAAACAGAGAGAGAGAGGAAAGAGGGGAUUAAAAAAAAAAAAAAAAAACAACAUUAGCUGAAGGAAAAGUUAGUCAGAUGGUGGGAAAGAGAUUACGUUUUUAUUGAGAGGGAUUUAACAGCUGCGAGAGCAAGAAAGAUGAAGUGAGAUAGAGUGAUAUGGAAAACACAGAAAUGGAAAGUAUGCCAAGAGUCAGAAAUUAGCUUGAGAAGAAGAAAAGGGCCUCUGAAGUGUUGCCAGACUUACUGAAGAAUCACUCUAACCAGCUAUGUGUUAAACUCUUGUAAAUAGAAUGGAAAGACACAGAUGAUAUAUUAUGGUUUAUAGCAUUUACCUGCUCUUGCAUUAAAAACAUGACUUAUUUAACCACAUUAUUGCUUUCAUUUCAGAUAUUACUAUAUUAUUGUAUAGAUGUCCUAAAGCGAGGCUGGUAGUCUUUCUAUCUCACCCACUGUAGUAUGUACACAGUACCUUAAUUUAAAGGCUAUAUUUGCUAUGCACAGUCAUUUCAAUAAUUCUUAACUAUGUAAGCAUCUAGACAAUUGUUUGGUAGUUGAAGUUAGAACUUUUUUUUAUGCCAUCCUGUCUAUUUGUUUGACCAUCAGAUGAUGAGCUAGUACUGUGUAGAUAAUGCAAUAUUGGUUUGAUGAUUGAGCACCAGCCAAAAACCAUUACCCUUAACCCUUUGGACCCAUCCUGUUUUCCUUUCCCUUUGUUCCCUUUCAAAAAUUCUAAACCCCCCCCCCCCUUAAUACCUUCAACGUAAAUACAGGGUUAUGGUGGUGAUGAUACAGGGAUCUUAAGCAACUGCAUUCUCCAAAACGUGCUUUCUGGUAUGACUCUUAUGAUAUGAGAGAGUCCCUGUUUGAACUACCUAAUGCUGAUUUGUCCAUGUAAAAAGCAAAAAGGCAAAAAUUGAAAGAAUUUGACUUGUUUUUUUUAUCUUAAUGUCACUGCUCUGUUUUAGAAAUGGUAAAAAUAAGAGCUCAAAAUCUGUGACAGUAAAACCCUGCGUAUUCAGUUUUGAGCAUCACCCAUAGUUGUACAAAAACACAGAUCCCUUCAUAUUAAAUCCAUGAGUUUAAGUUAUUAUUAAACACUAGGUUUUGAGUAUAAAGAACACCGAGACAGAGCUGAGGAAGAGGUUUGUGUGAGACUUUGAGCAAUUUUCCAUCCGAGGCAAAAGAAAAAAAAAAAAAAAAGCGCCUCCAAACAUACUGCUCUUUAAGCCUUAAACUCAUCUUAAUGGAAAAAUAUUUUUUUUAAAUUGCUACCUAGACACAUUUUUGAUGAUAAAUCCCCCCCUCCAGAUGACUGAUUCUGUAUCAGUAGCGAGGUUUGAGGUUUUCCUGCUGACCUACAUGCAGUGAGUGCUUGAGGGCCUUGGUGGUUACUGCUAUGUUUUAUCAUAAUGAAUUUCAUAAAAUCAAUUCCGAGCUAUUCGUAUUGAAAAGUCAUGAUGCAACACUCGUACGCUUGCCUGAAAAUAACAAAUUGCUCAUCUCUCUGGUUUCUACUGUAAAGAUAUAAACCUUGAAUGUGUGCAGCCAACCCCUAACUCAGAUAAUUUGACCUAAAAACCAGUAACUAAACCAAAGGCCCCAACUUUAUUGCCCCCCCCUCCCCUCUUUUUUGUCCUUGCCCUACCUUUACCUGUUUCCCAUCAUCCCUCUUGCCCCCCUCCCCUCCCUUUCCAGCCUCAUCUGUGCAAAUACAUGCUGCUUUGUCACAGUGGGGCCUAUUUAAUCUCCUCUCAUCCUAAGUAACUUCUUCAUGAAAGAUUUUAGUUAUUUCAACAGAACACAUGAAAAGAAAGUUGAACAAUUGUGGAUGGCAAGCAACAAACUUUUACAAAAAUGACAUAAAAAAGAACAUUUAACGGAUGUUUGAUUGAAUAUUUUUUUCAUAUGGGUUUACUGACUCAGCGGAUGGCUGGAUUGUGUCAAGCAUAAAACAUUUCUGCUGCAUUUUUGAAAAAUAAAAAUAUCAGUAUUUUACAAUUUA
Messenger RNA from Sphaeramia orbicularis (orbiculate cardinalfish), 6198 nucleotides. RefSeq names its product neuroligin-4, X-linked-like. Bases 945 to 3593 code for a protein of 882 amino acids. The transcript has 9 exons. Gene Ontology annotation, cellular component: membrane. NCBI's taxonomy places the organism in Eukaryota, Metazoa, Chordata, Actinopteri, Kurtiformes, Apogonidae. The record is from RefSeq and is a predicted model, not a curated record. Gene Ontology annotation, molecular function: neurexin family protein binding.